This is a messenger RNA of Saccoglossus kowalevskii, 1870 nucleotides long. Its product is annotated as ganglioside-induced differentiation-associated protein 1-like. The record is from RefSeq and is a predicted model, not a curated record. NCBI's taxonomy places the organism in Eukaryota, Metazoa, Hemichordata, Enteropneusta, Harrimaniidae. Gene Ontology annotation, cellular component: mitochondrial outer membrane. Gene Ontology annotation, biological process: mitochondrial fusion; mitochondrial fission.
GGUCAACUAUCGGGGAAGCAUAUACGUGCAGUUGGCGUUAGAGUUCUGUCGGCUGGCCCUGUAGUUGACGAUAAACAUGGCGGGUACCCCAGAUAUUUUACUGUAUCAUGAAGAAGUGUCAUACUAUUCGUUUCGGGUCAGAAUGGCGCUCGCAAUAAAAGAUCUGAAAUAUAAAAAACGCCGUGUGAACUUGUUUCUUUCGGAAAACCUGGAGCCCUGGUACAUGCGACUCAACCCGUCCGGUUUGGUACCAAUUUUACAGCACGGUGAAACUAUAGUGUGCGAUUCAGAUAAAAUAUUGCGUUAUCUCGACGAUGCCUUUCCUGAAACUAUUCAACUCUGUCCAGAUGAAUCCACGAACGAAGGACACAUGUGCGACUAUUUCAAACGGCUUAGUGACAAGAUAGACGUACACACCAUCACGAUGAUCGCUCCAAGGUUUCCCGAAAUUACUAAAGUCAAGCCAAGAAAUCCAAUGUUUGCAAAUGCAAUACACGACCAAGCUCCGGAAUUGUGCGAAAAAUACGCGAAUGAUUUUCCCGAUCUGGCCGAAGCGUACCUGGCAAAAAAGAAAUUAAAACUAGAAGAGUUGUUGAGGUUAGAAGACGAGGAGUUAGUAGAAACUGCGAUCCACGCGUGUGAAGAUGUGAUGACUAAGCUGGAGGAAGAGCUAGCGAGAAAUGACGCUGACAUGAUGCAAGAUAAAGUACAAUGGCUUUGUGGGGAACGUUUUACAUCGGCUGACAUCUACUGGGCUGCGACCUUGUAUCGGCUCGAGGAAAUGGGUUACGACGACCGUUACUGGGCUAAUGGAAAGCGCCCUCACAUCGAAGCUUAUUACGAACAAAUACGAAGCUACGACUGUUUCCGAAAAUCCGAACCUUCCCGGUGUCUCUUAUUAAUGGCAAAGAUGAGACCCCAUUUGCCGUGGGUACUCGCCGUAGGAGGCGCAGCUGUUGCCGCCGGCGUUAUCUACGCCCUUAUAAAGAGUAGAAACGGUGGAAAGUUCCCUUCAAUCUUUGCCAAAGAGAAAAUUUGGGUGUGGACAGAAUAAGAAAGCAUCGUGGAGCUAACCAACUAAAUUGGAUAUUAUCAAAGUUACGAGAAAAAAGCAAACUUUAAUAUUUUGUUAUUCAACAGUGAGACUUUGAGUUUCAACUAACGUUCAUCAUAACAUUGCAAAACUUUGCGUGACAAAUAUAAACACAAAAAUAAUUUCAAACCUAACAAAUGUUACGUUGUCUAAGUCGAUAAGCCAUCGUUUGUGUACAAUGUGUACAACUGGUAUUGCCAUAAAUUUCGGGUUAUGACUCUAGAUGCUGGAGGUAAAAACAUUUAAAGUCAGUUUAUAUCCUACGUCAUGAUUGCGUCAUUGUAUGAUUGAAUGAUGCACCAUUUUAUCCAAUGUAUGCAAGACUGUCUACAAAAUGUAUCUUAGUGUCCUCUGAUAUAGUGCAUCUAUGAAAUUUGGGUAAUUCUAUGGCCUGCCUUAUUUUCCAAUAUGAAACCACCUGUAGUAUAUGUGGUUCUUGAAGCGCGGUGCUCGUCUCGCAGCGCGUGUUCGAAUUUCAUGUAAAUAAGCAAUGUAUUUUACACACGUUGUAUACGUCGCUAUGAGUCGCAUAUCAAACAGGACGCGACAAGACGACUGUCGCCCUUUAACAAAAUAUUCAGAAAAUAAACCAUUCAAGUUCUCUACACGCUAAACUCAUUUUUGUACAAAUAAUGAGGCUUGUUUUGUUUGUUUUUGUAACAAAACACAGAUAAUUCAUAUUAUGUACUAGUAGUACAACGCAAUUGUACCUUCUAUUAUUACUAAACAUUCCUUUUGUAAAUGGGGGCUAUUAUUGAUUAAAACGUAAACGUAUCG